Molecule: messenger RNA, 3548 nt
Organism: Corticium candelabrum
Lineage: Eukaryota; Metazoa; Porifera; Homoscleromorpha; Homosclerophorida; Plakinidae
Product: death-associated protein kinase 1-like
Exons: 16
Coding region: 217-3210 (997 amino acids)
Biological process (GO): positive regulation of transcription by RNA polymerase II
Cellular component (GO): nucleus
Molecular function (GO): transcription cis-regulatory region binding; protein binding
Source: RefSeq, a predicted model, not a curated record
GUUCGUCAGUGACAUUCGGCGAGCGCAAAGCAACAAGCUCAUUGGUUGGAGCGGAGAGCGGGUCAAGAGGUGAGUGAGACGCGCAACGUUUCUUUCUGCCAACUCGUCGAUGUAUCCCGGCAGAAGAUCUCGUUGAAUUUCUCGUUUGUGCGAAAGAGCUCUGCCCCCCGCGCACAAGCACACAAGAAAUUACUAAGACUGACAGUUUGAUCUUGUAUGAGAAGAAUGAGUGAGAGAGACAUCACAACAUUGAAUAGCCAACUAGUGGUUGCUGUAAGGAAUAACGAAGGUGAUGAGGUUGACAGAUUGUUGAUUCUAGGAGCUUCACCAAAUGCGUGUGAUGAUGGAUGGCCUGUAUUGUUGGAUGCUUGUAAUAGACGCUCCUAUUCUGUAUGUAAGCUGCUAGUGGAGAGAGGUGCAGAUGUGAACAAAAGUACUUUGGGUAGGACUGUUCUAAUGUGGGUAGCAAAGUAUGGUAAUGAUGAAAUGGUCGACUUCCUUUUAUCAUCAAAUGCUGAUGCUGGAAUGAAGGAGAAGGAUGGUAGGACUGCAGUUGAUUGGGCUAUGUUAGGAGGUCACAUGUCAACAGCUGGUCGUUUGGUGUUAGCAACUCAAAGAGUUGAAAAUGUUACAGUUGAGCAUCGUUUUCUUGUGUUGCAUUGGGCAUGUAAGAACAAGAGAGAUGAUGUGAUAAAAACAAUUGUUAAACUGGGAACAGAAGUGAAGGAUGACUCGGGACGAACUUUACUUCACUAUGCUGCUCAGUAUGACAGUCGUGAUGUGGUUGAGCUUCUCUUGGCCAACAAGGCAGAUGCUGAUGCUUCAGACAAGUAUGGUGUCAAGCCUUUUGAUUUUGCCUUCAAUAAUGGUCACAUGUCAAUUGCUGUUCGGUUGUUUUCAUUAAUGCAGUCAGUUGAAGAUCUUGUAUUUAAGAAUGUGUGUAAGCUGCUGGAGUGGACAUGUAGGAAUGAAGAAAUGGAUUUUGUAAGGAAGAUUCCAGAGAAGUUUUUUCACGCAGUGGAGGAGGAGUCUGGUCGCACUUUACUUCACUUUGCUGCUGAACUUGGUCAUCAUGGUGUAGUCAACUAUCUGUUGGAGAAGAAGGCAGAUGCAGAUGCUACAGAUAAGGAUGGUAAGAGACCAUACCAACUGGCUGAUGGUGAACUGAGAAGACGACUGAGGAAAGCAAUAGAUGAACAGAAGUAUGCUGUUCUGUUUGCUGAGGGCACAGUGAGACCAGAAAUCAUCAAGUUGUGUUUCAUCGGUUCAGAAGGAGCAGGAAAGACGACACUCAUGGAGGCUCUCAAACGAGGAUGGUUCAAACGAAUUUUCACAAACGAGAAUCAAGCAGACGACCCGGAUUGUGAAGAGGAACGUACGAUUGGUAUCAACGUGAUGAUAGCCCUUAUUCCAGGAGUGGGUCUGGUCUCACUGUGGGACCACGCAGGUCAAAAGCAGUUCCACAAAACCCAUGGCCUCUUCUUCUCUGCAUCCAACUCGUUCUUCAUCUUGCUAGUGAGUUUAAGGAGAGUAAAGGAGGAACGAUGGUGCAGCGCUGAGGAGUUGCGAGAUGAGGUUCAGUACUGGCUCUCAUUUCUCAGAUCCAGUUUGGAUGGAGAGUUUAUACCCACAGUGUUGAUAAUGGCCAGUCGAGGAGAUUAUGAUCGUGAUGGUCAGCGUGUGUCACAGGGUUUGUUGCAGCGUGUGCUCGACUGCAUUCGUGAGCUGUUCAAAGGCAUGAUCAACAUCAUUCAAGAAUGUUUGGUUAUCGACUGCAGGAGGAGUUCAUCUCCUGAAAUGGAACAACUGAGGAAAUUGUUACGUGGUGUUAAGCAGCAACUUGAGGAGUCUGCUCCUCUGUAUCCUCGUCUUUGUCAGCCAGUCGUGUCCAAGUUGCUUCCUUCUCUUCGUAAGAAACAAAAAGAUCCAUUCAUGGAGAAGGCAACGCUCAUGGAGAAGAUUGAGCAGGAAGCAUGUCCAGGACAAGAGAAGAAGGUUGUAGAAAAGGUAGUCGGUUUUCUGGAUCAUUCAGGAGAGAUUGCUGUUGUUGGUGAUGUGGCUGCUCUCAAUCCUGUUUGUCUACAUCAAUAUGCCAUCGGUCCUAUUGUUGCUUCUGAGGAUUUCAAGUGGCGUGUCAAGUCAGAGAGAAAUGAUGGCAUGGUAACAAGAGAUGAAGCAGAAACGGCAAUCAAACAUUACUUGAGAGAUCACAAGAUUGCUGUUCAACUCAACACAGAUAAAGUUCUUGCUAUCAACAAAUCUCUUGGUAUCUGCUUCAAAGUGGAAGGCAGAGAAGAAGACACGUACAUGUUUCCAGCUCUCUUGCCUCCUAAGGAUCUGUCUGUCAUGUGGGAGAAAGAUGAGAGUAAGAAAGUGUAUGUCGGUCGACGUCAAGUGUGCAGCAGUCAGACGACCAUCUUCAGUCCAUCUACAUUCUGCAUGUUUCAAUCUAGAGUUUGCACAACAUUAGAUCCAGAAGCAAGGCUGUGGAGGGACGGACUGAUCUUAUCACAAGGCAGUACAGUUCAUAAUCUCAUUGAGUGUUUGGUGGCCAUGAUAGAUCCUGUUCGCUCUGUGGACUUUGUGUGUCGUGGAGGCAAUCAAACCGAAGGAGAAUGUAUUUCACUGCUGGACACUGUCAUGUCUCUUUGGAGAGAUAUGUUAGACAGCUACAGUCCUUUCACUAAAUAUCAGACUGAAUAUCUGAGCAGAAAGCAUCUGGAGGAACACAAAGAACUGAAACAAGUCACUACCUACUCUGAGGAGAAAAUCAAGGAAGCAAAAGCAAAGGAAGAAGGAGCAUGUGCUGCUGUCAAACAAACAGUUGGUGAUAAGCUGAUGGUAGAAAGUCUUGGUGACCUACUGGUCGUAUCCAGCAGACCAGUGACUGGACAGUGCAAUGUGACGUUGACAGCUGAUAUGAAAAUAAACGUUCUAAGGGAAUUGGGUGUAGAAGCUUCUCACUUGGGUCGUACAUUUCAACAAGGAAACAUGCCUGAUUUCGAGUCUAUAAGAAAUGCUAUUGUUAAACACUGCAGUGGCCAGUGGUUUGAGAUUGGGUUGACCAUAUUGGGACUCAAAAGUGAUGAGAUCGAAAGACAAACAUUUGAUAAACCGUAUCCUACUGGCAAAUUGCUUGCUCUCAUUGAAGCACGAAGGACUAAAGAUGGAGGAAGCAAGACGGCAGAGGUCUUGUUGAGGAUGUUAUGAGAUACCUACACCAGUAUGUGAAGAAAUGAAAGUUGAAUUUAAGAGCGAAAUGUCGUCAUCCUAGCAGAGUACCUACAGGAGGCCAUGUGAGAGGCAACAAUCGUCUUCUAUGUCUGAUCUCUAGAAACAAUUUAUUGUAUCGAUUCAAUCAUUCUAUUGAACACUUUAGAGUAUUAUUACACAUUUUGUCAAUUGUAUGAGAUUGAUCAGUUGAACGAUUGUUUGUCUCUCCUCAGCAAAUUGUAACAAGUAGAUAAUACACGUGGUUAUGCUCAAGUUGUAUCAACUUACCAUCAGGACAGACUGACAAAUGAAUGAUAAUUUGAGUUCAUACUUUC